Molecule: messenger RNA, 1482 nt
Organism: Cryphonectria parasitica EP155
Lineage: Eukaryota; Fungi; Ascomycota; Sordariomycetes; Diaporthales; Cryphonectriaceae
Product: FAD binding domain-containing protein
Exons: 2
Coding region: 1-1482 (493 amino acids)
Molecular function (GO): FAD binding
Source: RefSeq, a predicted model, not a curated record
AUGAGUGAGACGGCUCUGGCUUCGAACUUCUCCUCACCAGCUCAGGCUUGCCAAUUCUUCAGCUCCCAAUGGGGCAAUCUUACUUCGUUUCCCAACUCGACCGUAUAUAUCGACAUCAACACGGAUUACUGGGACGCGGCGGCAGCACUUGGACCAGCCUGCAUUGUUGCUCCUGACACGACAGAGCGUAUGAGCAUUGCUGUCCAGACCUUAGUUCAAUACAACACCCCCUUCGCCAUCAAGGGCGGUGGCCACUUGGCUAUUGCCGGUUCCAACAACAUCAACUCCACCGGCGUGCUCCUUGCCAGCACCAACCUGAACCAGAUUGACCUCGCUGCCGACCAUGAGACCGUCGAUGUCGGCCCCGGCAACAGAUGGGGAACCGUAAUGGACUACCUCCAAGACUACCAACUGUCCGUUGUCGGUGGUCGGAUGUCCAUUGUUGGCGUCCCAGGGCUUCUCACCGGCGGUGGCAUGUCCAACUUCGGCAACGAGUUUGGCUGGGCGGCCUCCAAUAUCGACGAAUACACCUGCGUGCUGGCCGAUGGCACCAUCGCCAACGUGACGGCAAGCAACGAAUACUCGGACCUGCACUGGGCGCUCCGCGGCGGUGGGAACUCCUUCUGCAUUGUCACCAAUUUCAAGCUACGUACCAUCGACGUCCCAGCCUUCACUGCGGGCGAGCGUACUUGGACCUCGAACCAGAGCCAGGGCUUCCUCGACGCCGUAUACAACAUGGCCGUUAACCCCAACCCUGACGUGAAGGGUGCCCUCACUCCUGUUGCCAAUGCCGGUAGUUCCCAGAAUGGCACAACGUAUACCAGCAUGAUGUUUUAUAACGGGAACAACACAACGCCAGAAUUCUUCCAGAACUUCUCCGCCCCCAUCCUCCCCCCAGCCACCGACUCGUACGGGCCCAUGGAAGGCAUGGGUGCCGCAGCCACACUCAUGUCGACAGGCACCGACGAGAUCGCUGGCUUCCGAGAGGGCUGGUGGUUCCUGACCUUGCGCGCCAAUCGCGAGGCUCUGCAGCUGAUCCACGAUACCUAUUUCGAGAUGAUCGCCUCAUACUUCGCGGACGUGGACAUCUGGAUCACGGGUUUAGCCAUGAACAUCGUCAGCAAGCAGUAUGUGCUCGGCGGCUUGGAGCAGGGCGGCCCCGAUCCCAUGGGACUGGACCCCGAUGUGGCACCAUACCUCAUGAUCGAGGAGUCGAUCACAUGGUACGAAGCGUCAGACGAUGCUACUAUCCAGGCGUUUUAUGAUGCUUUCAACGCAAACAUUACCGCACAGCUGGAGCCUCUCGGUGUGCUUGUCCCUUAUGUGUAUUUGAAUGAUGCCAAUGGCGAGCAAGAUGUCUUUGGUGGAUACCCAGCCGCGAAUGUGGAAAGGCUGAAGGCUAUCCGGGACAAGUACGAUCCUACUCGGGUCUACACUGACUUGAUGCCAGGUGGAUGGAAGGUAGCUAAUUACGAAGCCUAA